AAGAUGUUAGCUAUCAUCAGUGUCGUUCAGUCGAUCCGCAGCCUCAGUACCAAUCACCUCAAUUAAUUUCAUUCUUUAGUCAUGCUUAUCAUUUUUUGUGUGUGUUGAAUGUCAAUUAUAAAUUGUACUGUUAUUUGAUUAUUUAUUGAAUUCGUUUUUGUCGAAUUAUUUGUGUUAUAAAAAGUCCUUGUAAAUUAUGAUUGGGCAAACCUAAAAUGAAGUAAUCGUUCAGAAAUUGCACUUGAGUAUAGGUGGAGAUUCAAACAUUGACAUACACCGAGGGAACCAUGCUUGCGAUGGCCAAUUAGGAACUAUUAGUAAACCUCUGGUAUUAUCACUUUCAAUUUUUUUUAAUACCUUUGGAAUCAACGCAAAGGGAGGGAAAGCGUAGAAGAAAAAUUUGUUCCAAUCUAGUGUAAAUGCAUCAAUUGCAAUUGAUCCUGGAUCUUUUUUCCAUGAAACGUAUUUACAGCAUUUGGUAUUAAUACGACUAGCAAAAAGAUCGAUUUCCGGAUAACCAAACGUUUCACAAAGUUGAGUGAAAGCUUGUAAAGAUAAGCUGUAUUCAGUUUCUGGUUCUAAUCGUCGAGAUUCAUAAUCAGCAGUUAUAUUAUCUUUAGAACUAAUGAAUGACGAAUGGUGAAAUGGAUAACUGUGGAGACGAUCAACGUCUACCCCCUGAUGGAGAUGAGUUUCCAACAGCAUAUCAUGAAUCGAGAGUAACUUUACAACAGUGUCCAGAAAUUGAAUCCCAUAAAAACAACUGUCUAAGUUCUACAGAAGUAAACACAAUUUAUAACGACAAAAAUAUCAAUAGUUGUUACACUGAAAAUAAAUUUCAGGAAUGUAUAAAUCCAAGUUUAUCAAAAAAAAAAAUGAUCUCUGAAAUAGUAAACUUUACACAAAAUAGUGUUGAAAUGAAUCUCUAUAAGUUUAGGAACCUACAUUCAAUAAUUACCGAAAAGUUAGUAAUAACUGGAUACCAACCGAAAGAAUCGAAAAUCAAGUUAGAGUCUUCAAAAAAAAACUAUACUGAUUGCUUACAUCCACUUUUAACAUUAUCAGAGCCAUUGAAAACGAAAAAAUCUAUUUCACUAAUUAAGAGCAUACCAAUUGACAAUUUUUCUAGGAAUUUUACGCCGAGUAGUGAUUCUCGACAUCAAAAUGAUAGAUCUGAGCAAUCCGUGAGAGAUAAAAUUGCAAUGUUCUCAACGAACAGUAAUGUUGAAAUGCCAUUCUUCCCAACUGAUCCAAUUUCGAGCGUUGUGACCAACUCUAACCCGCUACUCUUAAAGUACGAUUCUUCCGAGAAUUUCUUCGGUGAUGUGAAAAAUAAAGACGAAAGAAAUAAGACAACUUGCUUGGUUGAUCGGUUUUCUAAUCCAUGCAAUCUACCGAGACCUUAUAAAAAUUCAGAAAUUCCUUUAGUAACAAAAUGCGUCGAAAAAAAACCAUGUUUAAUGCUAUUUUUGCCUACUGAAAAUUCAUCACUUUACUCUAAUAGCUUUCCUUCAAAUGAUUCUAUAUUGACUUCGUCGAAAAAGAAGUUACGAGAGUUAAAUUCUACUGCAAUAAAAAAAUUUUCCAGUAUCUUGUCAAAACCAGACUUACUUGAAGAGACUAUUCCUAUGAAUAGAUCAAUGGCCACAACCAAAUUAACAUCUUUAUCUCGAGCAACUAGUUUUUCGGGAGGCAUGUCUUAUAGUUAUGAACUCUCACCUCCUAGUAACUGCCAAAUUUCAAGGACAAACUCGCUAUCGUCAACAUUUACAAGAAGUAAUAAAGAUUUGAGAAAAACAUGUUUAAAUCAGUUGAUAGAACAAAGAAAAAAAAGUAUAUCAAAACUACGCGGACUUGUUAUACCAGAAAAAGAUGUGAAUGCAAUUGACCAGCCUAUUAUUGAUUUGCCAGAAAUCAAAUCCAGGAACUCUAUUCAUAUUCAACAGUUCCCGAAAAUACAUACUCAUGGUGAGUGGGAUUCACAAAACUCGUUGGCAAGUAAUGUCAGCACUCAAAGCGCCCCCUUCAAAACGGCUUCAUUCAAGAUACCAAUACCUCUGGUACUCCCUAAAUACUCGCCAGCAUUCAAGCGAAAGAGCUCGAUAGUUUGUGGCUCAUCAAAUGAUUCCGUAUCGAUUGCUAUCGCCACUACAACUCAACAAAAUAAUUCGGUAUUAACGGGUACACAAAUUGAAGGACCGAACAGUCUUGAGAGUAUCUGCAGUCCAACUCGUAGUGAUUACAGUUUUAAAUUCACUUCAAAUGUAACAUCUGAAAAUGAAUCAAGCCGCAUGAAAAUAGAUCAAAGAAGAAUUAGAGUCGACUAUGAUGAUUCCGAUAAUGACUCAGCUGUGUGUAGCUCACAAAGUAGUAUAUCACGAGGUUUCAGCCCACCAGCCUCUCCAGUAUCGUCUGAACGAUCACAUUUAUUCUCAAACAAGUCCUAUUCAACGUCAUUAAUGAUAGAAUUACCACCAAAAAAUUAUUUGAUCAAUGAACAACUUCAAUUUAAUAGAAAACCAAUUUAUUCAUCAGACAUAUCAAGUCUAGAAUCUGAUAAACUUUUUAAUGAUAGUAACAGUAAUAAUAAUUCAAGAUCUCGUUCUCCGUCUUCUGAAUACAAUUUGCAAUAUUCUACAAUGCCUCAAAGACGAACACUGAGGCGAUCAAGUAGUACGGAGACCAAUUACAGUUCUUCGUCAACUCUCACUUCUGGUUCUCCAACGAGCGUUGAAUCUUUUUCACAACGAGUUCUCAAACCCCAAAGUGUUGAAGCAAUCAAUCGGAAAAAUAUUUUAGCCAGUGCAAGGUGCCGAAGUGGGCAAAAUCUUAAUAGAUCUUUAUCAAUGCAGAGAAAAUUGAAAAUUACAAAGGAUUCAUUUGUCUCUAAUUCUAUUGAAGAAAACCACAAAUGUACAUCGUUUAAAAAUACAGCUAAUAUUAAUAAUGAUGGUUCGAGUGAUAAAGAUAUCAAAAUUGCAUAUAUUGAAAUGAUUGAUCAUUUUAAGAGUAGACCAGAAGUUGAACAACAGUGCGGCAAUUUAAAAAUUUCAUCAACAAAAUCUUCUUCUGUAUCAUUGACUGAAAUAGCUUUAAGAGCUGAUCUCCAAAAUUUUAACGAUUCAGAAAUGCUAGUUCAAUCAGAAGCAAAAACUACAUUGGUAAAAAAUUCUAGUUCUCAAACUGAAAAAAAUUUAAGUUUCACUAAUCCACUCAAAUCUAAUCAAAAUGGUACAUGUCAACCACAAUUGCAUGAUACAAUUUCUACUAAAGAAUUACCUAAAUACAAUGAAAUGAAGUCAGAAAAUAUUCAUAACAAUGAUACCUUAACGGCAUUAAUGACGCGGAGUCGAUCCAGAGCCGCAAUCGAUUUGGAAGAUAGUACAGUUAUGAGAUCUAAAAGUCAGAUGGACUUUGAAGAUAUUUUAUUGGGUAAAACGGAAUCGACUAUUAGUAAACCUAGCGGUCAUCAUCGAAAUUCUUUUUCACAUAAAAAAUUACCUCAGUCCACUCAUACUGUAAACCCGUUAAUAAAAUCCAGCCUAUCAAAUGAACCUGUGAUUAAAAAUAAGAUUUUUCUAUCGAAUACUCCACCAUAUAGAAGGUCGAUAAGUAAUGGUAUUAUUCAAGAAACUGUUAAGAGAGUAAGUGGAUUGAAACAUUUAAAAAUUCCCCUUCAAAAAACUAUUGAAUAUCGAAGUGUUAGCGUCACAGAUAUAAAAAAAGUAUUUGAAAAAACAGAUAACUCAAAAGAUAAUACAAGUUUAAGUGCAUCGAAUUCCACUAAAUUAUCAACUUUCAAAAGCAAAAUCAAAGAAACCAACAACUUAUAAAUAAUAAAAGUGAAAUUAAAAUAUUUCGUUAUGACAAAUUUGGAACUACUAGUUCUUUAGCUAAUACUACAAGUUCCGUAUCACAACAAGAACUGGCUCAAUUAGUUGAAGAAGCCAGUUUAAAUGACAAUAGAGAAGAUAUGGCUGCUGUUUUUCUUCAUAAAGAUAAUACGAAAAAUAAUGAUUAAUGGUAUUGAUUGUGAGGACGGAGACAUCACUGUACAUCGAAGACUAGCACAUUCAAUUACAGACAAAAAUGGGCAAAUUUAACGUGGUGAUAGAAUUUUUAGUAUCGAUGGCAAAAGUCCAUGUUGUGAGAGUAUGGCCUUGUUCCCUCGUACUAGAGAAUUUGGUCAAUCCUCCCUCAGUAAUUCGGGUAUUUGAGCACUGAAUUCAGGAAUACCUACCCAUGUAAUAAUCUUGUUCAAGGCUUGAGCAAGUCUGAUCUCAAGUUCGAUAAACGUUAGUGUUUUUUCCUACCUAUGUGUCUUGCUGCAGGUACUUGUGGUCAGAUUUUAAUAGCAAGUUUAGUGCAAGUCUUACACAAGAAAUUGGAGCCAGAUUAUAACUCAAUUCUAGAGAAAGACUCUAGUUGAAAAUAGUUGCGCAUGGCUUGCUCAAGAUCUGCUCAAGUCUCAAAAUUUACCUUGAGCCAUGAGCAGAUCUUGAGUAAGCCACGCGUAAGUACCUAUGAUAAGUUACUGGUGCAAGAAAUGCACAAUAAAAUUUUCAACUGCACCAUACCUAAGAUAUCUUCAAUAUUAUUGUGUAAAACGCCUUGAAAAAGUCAUGUUCAAAACGUGAUGACGAUUUCUCGCUACACACGAUCUUGCACAAGACCCAUACGUAGAAAAAGACACUGGUGAAUAAGGGUUUUGCUCAAGGCACUGGCACCAGAAUCUUACUCAACCAUGUCUUAUAGUAUAGCUGAUACUAUAGUAUAACCGAGUACGUGGCUUGAUUGUAGGAUAGGGGAAAAUUGUGAAAUAAAUUUUAUUUAACAUUAA
This is a messenger RNA of Microplitis demolitor, 4840 nucleotides long. RefSeq lists its product as uncharacterized. Lineage: Eukaryota; Metazoa; Arthropoda; Insecta; Hymenoptera; Braconidae. The transcript is spliced from 4 exons. The record is from RefSeq and is a predicted model, not a curated record. Bases 630 to 3833 code for a protein of 1067 amino acids.